Lytechinus variegatus (green sea urchin) is the source of this 2105-nucleotide messenger RNA. It is a transcript of the gene orc2, whose product is annotated as origin recognition complex subunit 2-like. Gene Ontology annotation, molecular function: DNA replication origin binding. Lineage: Eukaryota; Metazoa; Echinodermata; Echinoidea; Temnopleuroida; Toxopneustidae. The transcript has 13 exons. The record is from RefSeq and is a predicted model, not a curated record. Gene Ontology annotation, cellular component: nuclear origin of replication recognition complex; nucleus. Gene Ontology annotation, biological process: DNA replication. The coding region runs from base 46 to 2085 and encodes 679 amino acids.
ACGUGCGCGAAAACACAAAUUUCGAAAAAGAUACCCAUCACAAUCAUGGAUAAAUCGAAAUUUAGAUCCAAGUCUACGCCUAAAUCUGCUCAUAAAAAGUCUAAACAGCGUAUGUCGAAGGGAAUAUCCGUGAUGUUUGUCGGUAAUGAUGAUGUUAUGCACCACAUAAUGGAAGAAGCUUCAGAAACCAAAGUUCGGAAGGAUAAGAUUCAUACCUUGGCAUCUUCAGAACCAGAGGUUAUUAGCAGACCUGUGAGGUCUACAAGGAAACAGGAUAAAUAUCAGCAGGAAAGUGAAGAGGAAGAUGGUAAUGAUGAAGAGGACAAUGUAGAGGAAGAGAAUGAGGAAGAGGAGGAGGAGAAGGAGGAAGAAGAGAUUGAAGAUGAUGCAAGCAUCAAGGAAAACACUGAAGUAUCAGAAGCAGCAAGCAGACCCAUGAGAUUAUCAAGGAAACAGAUCAAUUAUAAUGAGGAUAAAUUAGCAUCUCGACGGGUCUGUGAUGAAGAGACAAAGAAUGAGGAGGAAGAUGACAACGAUUAUGAUGAGAUGGAAGAAGAUGAGAGUGAUGAGGAGGAUAAAGAUGAUGUUUUAGGCAUUGUCUCAGAAGUCCUUUUGGAUAGAGAGGGGCCAUUAGGGACAGAGGUAUACUCCUUCAAGACGCCUAAGAGAUCUGGUAAAAUGGCUGAGAUAGCGGCAAAAAGUGUUGAUAGACAGCAGAUGAAGAGGAUAGCUAUCAAAAGAAAACUCAAAAGACCCAUCGGAGUGGACAAAGAUGACAGUGACUUUGAUUCAGAUCAGAGCAGUGAUGACAACGAUGACGAUGACGACUACGAAUGCAAGGACGACAUGAACAGUGACACUAGCAGUGAGAGAAGUAUCACAAUAAAACGAACAAAGAGAGCUUCCAUAGCUGCUGAUAUGAUAAAGAAACAAGAGCAAACUCCAAAGGUCACUGGCAAAGGGUCAAAGGUCAGCCAAUUAAAGAAGGGAGAAGGUGCUUCGAAGGGAUCUACUCCUGGUGGGGUGAGAAAAUCAAAUAGAAGAGCCGCUAAAGAUGUUACAUCUAUGCAAUCCAACAUGGCAGAGGAGUAUUUUGUGGCACACUCAGGGCAGGCAUUGACAUCAGAUCACACACUAUCACGGCUUGAAACACCGCAGAUGGGUAGCGGACAGCUGGCAGAGGCAUUGGAAAGCGCCCCCAAUAGUUAUACUAAGGAGAUGAAAGAUCUCUUUGAAGAACACUGUUCACUGUUCAACAAGUGGAUGUAUCACUUAAGUAAUGACUUCAACAUUCUCCUGUACGGCUUGGGAUCAAAGCGAAGACUCUUAGAGGAAUUUAGAAGACGACAACUCAAAGACUAUACCAGUAUUGUAAUCAAUGGCUACUUCCCUAGUCUCACUGUAAAGAGUAUUUUGAAUGCAAUCACCGAUGAUGUAAUAGAUGAUGUUUGUAACCAUAGAAACAUGGCUGAUCAGCUUGAUUUCAUUGAGGAGAAACUAGAUGAGAUGGAUGAGCCUCUUUUUCUCCUGAUCCACAAUCUUGAUGGCAGCAUGCUACGAGGAUCUAAAGUUCAGUCUGUGCUGAGUAAAGUUGCUCAAGUCAACAACGUUCACAUACUUGCUUCAAUUGAUCACAUCAAUGCCCCUCUUAUUUGGGAUCAAGAAAGGUCAAGCACAUUUCGUUGGAUGUGGUAUGAUGUGACGACCUUUGACCCUUACAGCGAUGAGACGUCUUAUGAGAACUCCCUGCUAGUUCAGCAGUCCGGUAUGCUUGCCCUCAGCUCUCUCACUCAUGUACUCCGCAGUCUUACACCAAAUGCAAGGGGAAUUUUCAACAUCUUGGUUGAAUUUCAGAUGGAACAUAAAGAUGAUGGUACUUACAAUGGUAUGUCAUUCCAUGAACUGUAUCAGAAGUGUAGAGAAGCAUUCCUGGUCAACAGUGACCUGACAUUAAGGGCACAACUUACUGAGUUCAGAGAUCACAAACUAAUCAAGUCAAAAAAGAGCCUUGAUGGUAUGGAACUACUCUCUAUCCCUCUGGAUAAUGCAACAUUAUUGGAAUUCCAACAACAAGAAGAAUUAUGAUACCGGUAGUUAAGACUCAA